CAUCUUCUCCCUGUUUCCAUUUCGCACAGUCCAAACCCUACGAACCGAGAAGGAAGAAGAAGAGACCAUGGGGAUCGCAAACCUCUCAUAUGAGGAAUGUCGUCGCAAGAGACUCGAAGAAAACAAGAAGCGAAUGGAAGCCCUAAAUUUGCCCUUGCUUUCUCAAGCUCUCAUCGAUUCUUCCCCUUCCAAGUCCUCACCUAGUAAGCUCACCAAGCCUCGCGUGACUCAGAAACAACUCGUGGUGGUGAGGAGGUCCAGUCGCGUAGCGAAACAGUCAGCUCCUGUUUACGCCGAAGUUGUUAUUAAUCGCGUGGUGAUUCCUAGAAGGAUCUCUAAAGCUAGAGAUUUAUCGAAUCGAGUUUAUGCUUCGGAUGGAGCAAGAAAAAGGGCUUUUGAAAGAGCUGAACAACUACAAUCUGGGUUGGAGCCGAAUUAUCCCAGUUUUAUAAAGUCAAUGCUUCAGUCUCAUGUUAGUGGUGGAUUCUGGCUGGGUCUUCCUUCUCAUUUCUGCAAGAUUCACCUUCCAAAUCGUGAUGGAGUAAUGACUUUAAUAGAUGAAGAUGGUGAUGAGUAUCCGACAAUAUAUUUAGCACGAAAAACAGGACUUAGUGGCGGAUGGAAGGGUUUUGCAGUCGCUCAUAAGUUGGCAGAUGGGGAUGCUGUGAUUUUUCAAUUCAUUAAACCUACAACAUGCAAGGUGCACAUUCUUAGGGCCGCCAAUAGUUCCACAGAAGAUAGCGAUUCUAACAGUAGCUAAAUGAUUGACAUUUCUGUUCCCUAGCUCAGGUAAGAGGUAGCCUGAUGGGAAAUGCACAUAAUGCAUCUACUUUCAUCAUCUUGGUUUUUGUGUAAAAUGCAAUCUCUGUCUUGUACAAUCUGUGUCUAAGAAGAAAAUGAAAGCACGUUGUAAUAGUGAUUGUCUGAUCAUGUAGUGAACUAAAAUUAUAAAACAGAGACAGAGUCACCACUUUCCCUCUUAUGUGGUGGAUUUUAAUUGCUAA
Molecule: messenger RNA, 1004 nt
Organism: Cucumis melo (muskmelon)
Lineage: Eukaryota; Viridiplantae; Streptophyta; Magnoliopsida; Cucurbitales; Cucurbitaceae
Product: B3 domain-containing protein At5g42700-like
Exons: 7
Coding region: 68-760 (230 amino acids)
Molecular function (GO): DNA binding
Source: RefSeq, a predicted model, not a curated record